CGUCAUCAACAGCUGAUUACCUGCAGGUGUGCUUGGUUGCUAAGCACCGCGUUAAAUAAGCAGGUUUUAACACGCUACAUGUUAGCAUGUUAGCUUCAUGCUAGUUUAUUUUAUUGUGUUUUUCUGGAGGUGUUACAGUAAAAACAGCACCGUGUAUCAGUGAGAGUUUCUGCAGCAGCCUCUCUGACUGGUUCCUCUGGUUCUGAUAGACCUUUAUACAGUCUAUGGUUAGACCCUCAGUCUGACUCUGUUUGGUUCCUCUGGUUCUGUUAGACCCUGAUACAGUCUAUGGUUAGACCUCAGACCCUCAGUCUGAUCUGGAUAUGGGUCGAUUCAAGGUAAAACUGAACCGAGACAGGGUGUUAACUGGCAAACAAGAUACUCCCAUGAAACUGGCACUGAGGAAACGAGACAAGUCCAGGAAAUUUCUGCCCAUCAGACAUCAUGAAGCGAUCCCAGAGGAGCCUGUGAUGGAAGACAUGAACGCUCCUGCUGUCAGAUCAGCUAACCCGAGCCUGAGCUGUAAGCCCCUCCACUCCGAGUCUGUGUCACACUCCAGCAGCCCUGCUGUCACCUCCAGAGGAAACACCAUCCCGCCUGUUACAUCAGCUUCUGUAAAACCUGGUUUCAGAGUGUCACCUGCAGGUCCCCGCACAGUUCAGAGGACACUCCUCCCCAAAGCUCUCAGACGUGUUUCACCCCCAGCUCAGGAUAAAACGUCCUCACUGUCAUCCUCCAGCACCGAGUCAGACUCAACUUUCAGCUCGGACGAUGAGGAGGAAGACUGCUACUCCUCUUCUGCAUCCUCAUCCAGCAGCCUUCCCUCGCCAGAGAUCUUCAGAAGAGAGAGUGAUGUGGAGCCUUCACCUGCCGCAGAGGAUCCGCUGGGUCUCCAUACCUGCAUUAAAAACUCAACCUUACUGGAUGGAAGCCACGCUGAGAGCAUCCACAUGCACCAGCCUCCAAACCUCUCCACCAUCAUGGACGCUUCUUCAAUUCUUGCAGAAAAGAAGUGUGGGAUCAGCCCAUCACGAGGUCCUGAGGCUGAGGCCAAAUUAAACUCAUCCUCUUUGAAACCAGGUAAAGUAAAAGCCCCACAAAGCCUCAGGACUAAAACUCCCCCAGAGCUCACCGUCAGGAGGCACAUUUCCUACAAGAAGAAGGUGUGGUUCAAAAGUCCGGUGAUCUCUGGGGACUUUGAAGCAAAACACACCCCAGGUAACGGAAGAACUCCUCACAUCACCACAACGCCUGUCCGAGCAGCCGGCCUGACUCAGCAGAACACGCCUGAUGAAGAUACACCCAGGUCGGGUGAGAGCAGUGUCAAAGAGGAGGCGUCAGGACUGAGGGUGUCACUGAAAAGGCCGGAAAGAAGAAGCCCUGAAACCGCCAUGGUGUUUGACUUCGGCACUGAGAGCGACAGAGAUGAGUUCUUUCACAUGAUGAGAGGAAGGAGCGUCAGACUGAGAAGUAUGCCUUUAUUUCCUCUGACAGCUGGGAAGCACACACACUGAGCCAAAGUAUUAUUAUUUAUGAGUUUAAAUUGAAGAGGUCUGUUUAUUUCAAAUUUAUUACAAGAGUUGUCUUUUUAUGUUUUGAUACAAGUCUGUUAUAUUCAAAUGUCUAUGUUGAGAAAUGAACAGUUUGAUUGUAAUUUUGAGAAUAUUUUAGAAGGAUGUCAUACUGUACCGUGUAUAAAAACACCUUUUAGCCUGUGCAAAUAUCUUCACAACUUCUCUUAAUGUGAACUUUAACUUUAUUUUUAGCAUAUAUUUGUCGUCCCAACUUUGGUGCUCGUGCUUCUUACAACAAAAUUGACUAUUUGAAACCAUCAGCUUAUGAAAAUCCUCUUUCUAUUUACUUUUAAGAACUCUUAUGUUUUCCCUUUUGUAUAAAUGUUAUCAAAGAAGUAUUAGCAGCACUGUGACCACUAGAUGUCAGACCUGUAUUUAUUUAUAAAGCUACCUUCUCUAUUCUCAUUACAAUGAUUUUUACUUGUCAAUUAAAAAUGUUUUUUGUGUUUCUCA
Molecule: messenger RNA, 2027 nt
Organism: Notolabrus celidotus (New Zealand spotty)
Lineage: Eukaryota; Metazoa; Chordata; Actinopteri; Labriformes; Labridae
Exons: 8
Coding region: 324-1514 (396 amino acids)
Source: RefSeq, a predicted model, not a curated record